Eruca vesicaria subsp. sativa (arugula) is the source of this 1754-nucleotide messenger RNA. Lineage: Eukaryota; Viridiplantae; Streptophyta; Magnoliopsida; Brassicales; Brassicaceae. The record is from the annotation of a GenBank genome assembly.
GCCGAUUCUGCGUACAUUCUAAGAGCUUCAACUCAUCUCCCGUGGCUGAUUCUACUAUAAUAGUGCCAAUGGCACAUGGAAGAAAAGUUGAGAAUCUGAGAGCCUCUAUGGUGAAACUAGCGAAUUCGAGAGGGUUAUUGCUUCCUGAGAGUAGACUCUUCGAACAGAGAUUGUUGGACAUGUGUUUAUCACGUGCUCCUGAUCAUCCUACUUACUCUGCUAUGAUUUUUAUUGCUAUCACGGAGUUGAAUGAAGAAGGUGGCUCUUGCGAAGAAGCGAUAUCAGAGUUUAUAAAGUCUAGGUAUGAGAGCUUGCCGUUUGCUCACACGAGUUUGCUUAGUCAUCAUUUGGCUAAGCUUGUGGAGAAAAGAGAGAUACUUUGUGACUACAGCAACUAUUGUUAUACUCUUCCGGGAUUGAAGAAGACUGCUUCUUCUAAUGAUACUGAAAGAAAGGGGGUUGAGAUGUUGUUAAGAACGAAUGAUCAGUGUAUGGCAGAUGAGGUAAGGAGUGUUGAAACUUUGAAGUCUGGGAAUCAUGAGGUUGGUUUGUUGGAAGAACGGAGUUUGACUGAAUCAAGAGCCAGUCCCAAACGUAAAGCAUGUGGUGACAUUAACGUUACUGAAGUAAGUGACACUGGAGGCAAAGCAUGUUUGAGUAUGACGAUUGUUAAAACUUGUAGUAAAGAGGGACUUGCUGUAGAACCAGAAGCGGCUCUUGAAAAAAGUGGGAGUGAAGGUAGGAUUGAAGCAAACAGUGAGGGACAUGAGUUAGUUGUUCUGGAUGAGCAAAAUGAUGUUCUGAUGGAAGAGUCAUGUAAAGGAGAAGAAAACCUAAGGGAAACAAACUCAAAACAAGGAAAUCCGAAAAAGCAUAGAACAUCUGACAUGGUGAAGGAAGCAUGUGUGGAAGCGAUGAGUGUAGCAUAUAAAACACUUUGGGAAAGUCAAACCGAAGCAUGCAGUAAUAUCAUUGCUCUAGAGAAAAUGCUGAAGCAGUGCAGAGAGAAAGACCAGCAGAAGAAAGCUGUCUCAGAGAUUGAUGUUUCUCAUUUGCCUUUGUCUAUGGAAAGCUGCAAAGAACUGAGGAAGCUUACCCAAAAGAUAGAAAGCCAGCUCUCUGAGAUCAUCAGCUCCUUUGAUAAACCCGUGGUUCCAUGUUGUGAAUACCGAGGAUGUGAAACCGAAAAUAUAAAAAGCAAAGAAGUCUUUCACGAGACUCCAAUGAAGACCUCCAAACAGCAUGAACAAAAGGAAAGAGAGAUUGUUUCUCAAAAGAAACCACGGGCCAAGAAGGCCAGAAUCAAAAGACUUCAAGACAUAGUGUUGAGGAAAUCCCCUCGCAUGCAUAAUAAGCCAAUAUAAAGAUUCUGAAACAAAACUUCUGGUUUUGGAAAGAAAGAGCUCUUAAUAAAGGUUAGGCUAUCAUAUCUUUAUAUCAGUAUCUACAACAUCUUGAAGAAUCUGUAUAUUUUUUCAUAUAAAAUUUAUGAUAAAGUUACAAGAAUUUGUCUACAGAUGAGACAUUGAUGCUAAAAGAACUAUCAACACUCUAGAAUCAUUUUUAAACUACUAAGAAACAAAGAUGAUCAUGAACCUCUCUCUAGGACAUCACGACACAGGUUUUAUUACCCCUGUGGAGCAAAACUCCAAUUCAAGAAUGGUUUCUGCUCGUGAGGAUCCUGGAAAGGGCUGAAAUAAUCAGGCUGGUACAAGUACUGAGGAACAAAACCAUCACUCUGCAACAAGUCCAUG